AGGGCCUGAACACACACCGCCUCCGCCGCCGCCGCCGAGAUGGACGCCAAAGAAGUCAAGUCCGACCUCGUGCUCAUCCUCGACUACGGCUCCCAGUACACCCACCUCAUCACCCGCCGCAUCCGGAGCCUCUCCGUCUUCUCCCUCUGCAUCUCCGGCACCUCGCCGCUCAAGGCCAUCACCGACCACAGCCCGCGCGUGGUGAUCCUCUCCGGCGGCCCCCACUCGGUCCACUCGGCCGGCUCGCCGAGCUUCCCCGAGGGGUUCGCCGAGUGGGCCGAGGGCAACGGGGUGUACGUGCUGGGGAUCUGCUACGGGCUGCAGCUGGUCGUGCAGAGGCUGGGAGGGGAGGUCAGGAUCGGGGAGAAGCAGGAGUACGGGAGGAUGGAGAUCGAGGUGGAGAAGGAUUCGGGGCUCUUCGGGUCGAAGCGCGUGGGGGAUAGGCAGGCUGUGUGGAUGAGUCACGGGGAUGAGGUGGUGAGGUUGCCCGAGGGAUUCGAAGUCGUCGCGCGGAGCCAGCAGGGGGCGGUGGCCGCCGUCCAGAGUUUAGGGAGGAGGUUCUAUGGGCUUCAGUAUCAUCCUGAGGUUACUCACUCACCUGAAGGAAUGGAAACACUGCGCUACUUUCUUUUUGACAUUUGUGGAGUCACUGCAGGGUGGAAGAUGGAAAAUGUAAUGGAUGAAGAGAUUAAAGUGAUAAAGGAAACAGUGGGGCCUGAAGAUCAUGUCAUUUGCGCAUUAUCUGGAGGUGUUGAUUCAACAGUUGCCGCAACUCUUGUUCACAAGGCUAUUGGAGAGAGGCUUCAUUGUGUUUUUGUUGACAAUGGUCUUCUGAGGUACAAGGAGCAGGAGCGUGUCAUGAAAACCUUUGAAAGAGAUCUACAUCUGCCAGUUACUUGUGUCGAUGCGACUGAGCAGUUCCUUAGCAAGUUAAAGGGUGUAGAAGAUCCUGAGGUGAAGAGAAAGAUAAUUGGAAAGGAAUUUAUUUGCAUCUUCGAUGCUUUUGCCCAUGAUCUGGAGAAAAAGUUGGGGAAGAAACCUGCAUAUUUGGUCCAAGGAACUUUAUAUCCCGAUGUGAUCGAAUCAUGUCCUCCCCCAGGGACUGGAAGGUCACACUCACACACAAUUAAGAGUCAUCACAAUGUUGGAGGACUUCCCAAGGAUAUGAAAUUGAAGCUGAUUGAACCGCUGAAGCUUCUAUUCAAGGAUGAGGUUCGUCAACUUGGAAAGAUAUUGGAUGUUCCCGAAGGAUUUCUGAAGCGUCACCCAUUUCCUGGUCCUGGCCUUGCAGUUCGAGUUUUGGGCGACGUAACGAAAGAUGAUGCUUUAGAUAUCCUUCGCCAGGUGGAUGAAAUAUUUAUUCAAUCAAUCAAGGAUGCUGGACUAUAUGAUAACAUUUGGCAAGCCUUUGCUGUGUUUCUUCCAGUAAGGUCUGUUGGAGUUCAGGGUGAUCAAAGGACACAUUCUCAUGUUGUUGCUCUUAGAGCGGUCACAAGUCAAGACGGAAUGACGGCAGAUUGGUAUCAGUUUGAUCACAAGUUCCUUGACCACGUAUCACGAAAGAUAUGCAACAGUGUUCGAGGUGUCAAUAGAGUUGUUCUGGACAUCACAUCGAAGCCUCCAUCAACAAUUGAGUGGGAGUGAGACCAUUAUGCAAGAAAAUUGUCUGGAUUUAUUAUAUUUAUGAUCAGAUUUGAAUGCUCAUUUUUGGGACAUAAAUUUUCCAGUAACUAGGGAAAAUUUAUGUGAUGUGGUAGGACAUACGUCAUACUCAUGCUCUUAGAGGUAGAGUUUUGAGAUCGUGUAUUAUUUAGAUGGAAAAUGGCACAAAGUUCUAAAAGAAAUCUGUGUUAUGCAUAGUCUUUAUAACUUGUUCUUGGUACUCAGUUUGUGAAAUGGCAGAUUGGUUUGCCGAA
Syzygium oleosum is the source of this 1916-nucleotide messenger RNA. RefSeq lists its product as uncharacterized. Gene Ontology annotation, molecular function: GMP synthase activity; ATP binding; GMP synthase (glutamine-hydrolyzing) activity. Bases 40 to 1644 code for a protein of 534 amino acids. NCBI's taxonomy places the organism in Eukaryota, Viridiplantae, Streptophyta, Magnoliopsida, Myrtales, Myrtaceae. Gene Ontology annotation, biological process: GMP biosynthetic process. The record is from RefSeq and is a predicted model, not a curated record. The transcript is spliced from 6 exons. Gene Ontology annotation, cellular component: cytosol.